AUGCGCCCAGGCAAGGGCAAGAAGGGGCGCCGCAGGGCCAGAGCCGUGGCAGCUGCUGCGACCGCCUCAGCCGCUGGCUCAGACGCUGGCGCACCCGCGGGCCAGGGCGGAGGCGCUGACUCUUAUGCCAGUGGGUGCUUGGCCAAGCUGCAAAGGGACAUCAAGUACCUCGAGGGCUACCCCUGCCUGUCGGGCGGCAGCGCUGGGUUCGUGGAGGAGCAGCUGGUGGCCCUCCGAGCUCAGCGCGACGUGUUGGCUGCGGCACUGGCUGCCGACAAGCAGGCAAGCCUCUCUCGAGCUGCUAAGCUCCGCAGGGAGGCCCACACUGCCAGCAGGGCGGAGAAGAAGUUGGCCGUCGCCGACGCGGAGGCGGAUCUGCAGGCGGCCCACGAGAAGCUGGCUCAGGCGGAGGAGCAGCACAAGGCGGCGAAGGAGCGCUUCGACACCUUGGAGUCGGCGCUGGCGGAGGCCGGCCAUGAGUGCCUCCAGGUGACGGAAGUCGAUCUCGCGGCCAUGCGCGGGCUCUUUGUUCAGCUCCGCACGUUGCCGUCGGCGCAAACGACUGGGAACCUCGCCCGCGCCUGGGAGUUCACGAUGCAGCAGAUGUCAGCGGUGCAGGCCAUGCUCCCCUUGGCGCAGAGUUCGCCCGUGCCGCCGGCGCGGGAGUCCUGGAGCGACAGCUGCCCCCUGGAUGGCGGCGAGGUGGACCCCGCUUCGGACGUGGACCUGGUGGAGACGCAGCCGUCUGUGGAGCGCGGGCGUCUGGGGCGGCGGCCUCCCGCGUCGGAAGCCUGGGCCAAGGUUUCGCCUGGGCCGGUGCGGGAGCUCGCGGAGGAGGCAGCGGACGUGGACCCGCUGGCUACGGUGCCCAGCGUGGCCGCGGCGGAGGCGGCGAGCAAGCGGGCACUUCAGCUCGGAGGAACUGCGUGCCUGUGCGUGCCAGGGGGGGGCCAGGGCGCGCGGGACGCGGCCGGCAGGAGCGGCGGCCCGGCGCUCUGCGCGGUGCCGGAGCGGCCGAGCGCGGGAGGCGCCCCAGACAAUAGCCUGAUAAUGAAGAUGGACAUCGAAGGCUCAGAGUGGCCGAUGUAUGCUGAUGGACAGGCUGGACUGGAAAAGCUUCAGCAAUUGGGUUUCGAGUUUCACGAGUUGAGGCAGACGAAGUCCCACGAUAUGUACGCUACCGCUCUGCGGAACAUACAGGACGCCGGCUUCGAAGUCGCCAUCCAUGGCAAUAUUAAUUGGUACUUCUAUUCUGUCCACGACAGUAAGGACGAUUUCGUCAUUCCCAGGGUUCUCGAGGUCACACUUGUCAAGAAUAUGCCUUCCCUCGCGACCUGCCAGGCCAGGCAGCAUCUGCAUCCGCUGGACCGCGACAACAAUCCUGAGCUGUGGCCGCUGCCCAUGGCGAAGCUCCCCGGCGCGGCUGGCGGGGCGCAGCUGCCAGGAAGCGCCGCGCGGCUGGAGGGCGGCGAUGACCGGCGAGAACGCCCCAGGACCCCGAACCCGGAGCCCCAGGUGACCCGCCACGAGGCCGCGGAGGGUCUCGCCGCGGUGUGGGCCUUCGGCGCCGAGGACGGCGGCGCGCCAGCGCGCAGGGCGGAGGUGCUGAGCCUCCUGGGGGCGUACGCCGACGAGGCCCCCGCGCGGGCCGGCGGCAUCCCCGCAGGCGGGCCCGCCCUCGCCGAGACGUGCCGGCUCGCAGUGCAGGGCCUCGAGAGGGACCGCACGAAGAUGUGCGCGUGCCAGCACCGGAGCUUCGACCCCGCCCUCGGAGAGCCCGGCGCGACGGAAGCCGACGUCCCGCGGCUGAGGCAACAGCUAAUGGACGUCGACGCCUCCCUGUACUCGAGAUAUGUUGCCAUGUUCACGCUUCGCAACCUGGCCACGCCGCCCAGCAUCGGAGACCCGCUCUGCGAGAGCCUCGACACCGACGCGUCGUCCGCCGUGCUCCGGCACGAGGUUGCCUUCAUCCUGGGCCAGCUGGAGUGCGAGGAGGCCGCGGCAGCGCUGUCGCGCAACUUGGCCAGGGUGGAGGACCUCCCGAGCACCCCAUGGUGAGGCACGAGAGCGCCAUCGCCCUGGGCAGCAUUGGCGGCCCCGUGGCCAAGGAUCAGAUCGCUGGCGCGGUUCUGCGACGACCCGGAGCCGAUGGUGGCCGAGAGUUGCCUGGUGGCCCUGGACACCGCCGCGUAUCCUUGACCGCGUGGGAGCAGCUGGAGCGCCGCAUCCAGGAGCAGGGGUGAGCGGCGCC
Messenger RNA from Prorocentrum cordatum, 2251 nucleotides. Lineage: Eukaryota; Dinophyceae; Prorocentrales; Prorocentraceae. The record is from the annotation of a GenBank genome assembly.